Messenger RNA from Cotesia glomerata, 1099 nucleotides. RefSeq names its product zinc finger protein 502-like. Gene Ontology annotation, molecular function: DNA-binding transcription factor activity, RNA polymerase II-specific; RNA polymerase II cis-regulatory region sequence-specific DNA binding. The coding region runs from base 230 to 1042 and encodes 270 amino acids. The record is from RefSeq and is a predicted model, not a curated record. The transcript has 2 exons. Gene Ontology annotation, cellular component: nucleus. NCBI's taxonomy places the organism in Eukaryota, Metazoa, Arthropoda, Insecta, Hymenoptera, Braconidae. Gene Ontology annotation, biological process: regulation of transcription by RNA polymerase II.
CCUUCCAGCCCUUACUUACGUUGUAAAAAAAUUGAGCAGGUGAUCACGGAGACUAAUAACGGUUUAAAUAACUUGUAAACAUUAUUACACACAAACUUGAGAUUAAAAACACAGUGUCUUUUACGACGAAUAAACAACCCGUGAGUUUUUUGUUUAAUAAAAGUUUAUUUAUAAAUCCGGGAUGUGUAAAAUAAUUAUUAGUGUGUUUAUUGAGUGAUUAUUUAUAAAAAUGGCUUUUGGAUCCGGCGACGCAAAAUGUAUUCCUGACAUCGGCAAUCAAUUGAAUAAUUUUGAGAUAAAUAAUGGCAUUAAUUAUUCAUACAAUUGUCGCUCCAUUCAUCACAUUGACGAGAAUCAUGAUGUCAAUAGUUACAACAACAACAAUAAUAAUAACAAUAACAACAAUAGCAGCAAUAAAAAUAUUAAUAGUAAUCAAUCUCGGUCGGGGGAAAAUAAUGAAAUAAAAAAAAUAGAUGUUGCAACUAUGACAGAUCCUCUGUCAAUUGAUUUUCGGAAAACUUCUGAGUACUUGGCUCGCUGUUCGAAUUCACUUGGUGUCUCACGAUUUGAUUCUUCACAUUUAAAUGAUCUGCCAAUUUACCACUGUCCAGAAUGUCCAAACAAAUUUGAAGACCGUGAUUUAUUCAACGAGCAUUUGGAAGAUCACAAACAAAGGCCUCACAUCUGCGACAUUUGCGGUGCUAGUCUAAAACGCAAGGAGCACUUGGACCGCCACAAACAGGGCCACAACAAGGACCGACCCUACAAGUGCUCGCUGUGCUGCAAGGCCUUCAAGCGGAACGAACAUUUAGCUAGACAUCAAAUUAUUCACUCUGGUAACAAGAACCAGAUUUGCUCAAAGUGCGGCAAGGCUUUCUUCAGGAAAGAUCAUCUGAAAAAACAUAUCCAGAGUCACAACAGCAGCGGUAAAUCUGUUGAGUCUCAGAGUAUUGAGAGCCAAGAACGCAAGGAAACUCUUGACAAUAUCGCGAUGAUGGUUAGACAAUUAAGAGCUCCGCCUUUUUCAAUAAUUCGUACUUAAAUUUGUGUUUUUUGAAAAAAAUUCUGGAUUUAAUUUUUAAUCAAAAUUUUUGAUCAA